Planococcus citri (citrus mealybug) is the source of this 1972-nucleotide messenger RNA. RefSeq names its product homeobox even-skipped homolog protein 2-like. The record is from RefSeq and is a predicted model, not a curated record. Gene Ontology annotation, molecular function: sequence-specific double-stranded DNA binding; DNA-binding transcription factor activity, RNA polymerase II-specific. Bases 320 to 1873 code for a protein of 517 amino acids. The transcript is spliced from 5 exons. Lineage: Eukaryota; Metazoa; Arthropoda; Insecta; Hemiptera; Pseudococcidae. Gene Ontology annotation, cellular component: nucleus. Gene Ontology annotation, biological process: regulation of transcription by RNA polymerase II.
AUUAAGUGAGCUCGGUGGCUGCAGCUAUUAACAAUUUUUGCCAAGAUUUCAUUUCCGUUUUUGUCUAGCGUCGAUUUUAUUCCUAUAUUCGAUUAGUACAUACCUUACGUACUCGUAUUUUUGCGCAUUUGCCAUCGCGAGUUUUGCACGCCGUCUUGGAUACAUGUUAAUGCACGCGGUACCCUCGAUAAUACAAUGUAGGUAGUCGUUUGUUGGUUUUAUUGUUGAGAGUGAAAUGGCUGAUGAUGACGAUGAAAGCAUCUACUCUCGUAUUCAAUUGUAACUCGCGCGCUUUUAAUUAAGUUAUAACCUCGAGCGAAUGGAAGAUUCGACGAAAUCUUCGUUCGUCGACUCGAGUAGUUCAAAUCACGAUAUCAAAGAAAGCGAUCACGAAGACGACGACGAUAUUUCUGUGACCGAUGAACAAGAACCUGGUCAACCAUUGAUGGCUGUAUCGCUCGAGACCACAGCAGACGAUAGCGCAGGCAAAGAGAACGAUGACACAGCUAGUAAUUCGGAAAAUACUGAUAAAUCCGAUGACGGACGAAACACCCCUUUGAAAACAUCUUCGAAAAAAUUCUCGAUCGAGAGUUUAAAAUCACGCAGUUCACCUAGUCCCAGUCAACCUAAAUUUUUGCAUCAUGAUUCGAUUCAUGCAGGAGACAUUAAAACCGAAGCAACACGUCCCGAAUCAGAUAAAAAAAGAAAAUGGUACUCGAGUAAAGAAGACUACGCGUGGAGAAGACGAUCAGAUAAGACCAUAACAUCCGAACAAAAUACUCGCUCAACGUCUCAAUCGCCGAUCACCAGCAGCGGAUCUCCUAGUCCUUCACCACCGCCUAUAGUCUGUUCCAAUACAUUCGUUCGUACAUCAGAAGUAGCCAAGUUUAUGUUCACUACCACGGUGUCUUUGCCUACAUCAUCUUACUCUUCAGCCACUGAAAGUAGAGAGUUAUCUGUGAGUGUGAGCAGUUCAGCAGAUAAUGGAAGUAGCAUUGUGAUGAGUAGUUCGAGUAGUACGAACGGGAACAGUAAACAACGCCGUAGUAGAACUAAUUUCACAUUGGAACAGCUCAACGAGUUGGAGAGAUUGUUCGAUGAAACUCAUUAUCCGGAUGCUUUUAUGAGAGAAGAAUUAAGCCAGCGGCUAGGCUUAAGUGAAGCUCGAGUACAGGUAUGGUUCCAAAACCGACGAGCAAAAUGUAGAAAACAUGAAAGUCAAAUGCACAAAGCAACUACAGGUUUAUUAAUGACCAACCAUCUGCAGUCACCUCAACAAUUGACCACCAGAUCGCCUUCUACUUCGGUGACCAGCACCGCACAUCCUACAAGCUCAUCAAUCGAGCCAUCAACGUGUAGAAUAGCUCCAUACAUGAAUGUUCCACCAGUUCAUCAUCGCUUAUCUACAUCUUCAAAUUUAAUUCCCUUUUCAAAUAAUGAUCCGACUGAAGUUGCAUGCAACGCUACCAACGGAUCAUUGCCAUUUAGUCCACCUGGUUUUGAUAGCGCUUUCAUUAGCGCCGCUCAUCAGUAUGCCGCAAUGAUGACCGCAGCCGCCGCCGCAGCCGCAGCUAUACGAAAAAAUGGUGAUAAAGAAGACAGUGCAGCGAGUGAACCAGUGGGUAGUUUAUUUUACCCGCGAAAUCAUCCUUCCCAUGUGGUAGCUGCCCAUCACCAUCACCACCAUCAUCAUCAUCACGCAGCGAAUAUUCAUUAUUCGGCGUUAAGUUUAGCAACUUUAGCAGCUUUACAUCAAGAUAGGUUGUUGGCGUCGAAAAACUCCAGCAUAGCGGAUUUACGUUUGAAAGCAAAAAAGCACGCCGAAGCGUUAUUACUCGAAAGAUCGACCGAAAAGCCCAUGGAAACGGUUUAAAUGUAAAACACUGUCUUUAUUUUAUUAUUAUUUUUUUUUUUUUGUCAAAAAAUCGUUACUUAUUCUUAUUACUUGUAAAUAUAUAUUUUGCAUAAAUUA